AUGGACUUCCAAAUUUGCUUUGGUCUCGCCUUACUUGAGACACUUAUCACCUCCGCCUUAAGUCCAACCCACGAAGCAUUAUCGGAUCUAUCGACGAGUAAAGCACUUGUAUUCCUAGUAUUCUUCAGUGUACAAUGGCUGGUGAUUAAAUUCUACCGCGUCUUCAUAUAUCCAUAUUUCGUUUCUCCGUUAAAAGACAUCCCCGGCCCAGAGGAUAACCAUUUCUUUAUCGGUCAACUUCUACAUCUAUAUAGAGCCGCGACUCCGAUCGAUCAAUAUAUGAGCUGGUCCGCGACAUGGCCCGAAUCACCAUUCAUCCGCUAUCCCAUUCUCGCCAACAAAGAAAUCCUCCUAAUAAACACCAUCGAGGCUCAUAAGCAGAUAUUGCAGACCAAGUGUUAUGACUUCGUCAAACCAAAGUUCCUCGAAAGGCUGCUCGGCGAGAUCGUUGGGACGGGCCUCCUAUUUGCUGAGAGCCAUGAACAUAAGAAACAACGAAGAAUGAUUCUGAAUGUCUUCUCCGUCCCUAACAUGAAGAAGCUCAUCCCGGUCUUCCAGCAAAAGGCAGAGGAAAUGACAACAUUCAUCGAGCGCAAGAUGAAGGAGAAUGGCAACGGCAAUCUCGAAGUUCAGAAGAUAUUCAGCAAAGCUACCUUGGACGCUAUUGGAGUUGCGGCCUUAGGCAUUGAAUUAGAGAACCUACGAUCAGAGGAGUUGAAACUAGAUUUCCUACAAUGCUACUUCCGCAUGCUCUCGCAACCACCAUUAAGCGCGUUAAUCAGCUUCAUCCACGUCCAUAUACCGAUUCGCCGAUUCCUCCCAUUAGAAGCUAACUGGGGCUUCAUGCGAGCGAUGCGAGGAGUUCAUAGCAUGCUUAACCAGUGCAUCGAAGAACGAAUUCGAGAUCUCAAGUCAACCGAUCGAGAGAAGGUCGGCGGGACUGAGUCACGAGACCUUUUGACCUACAUGAUAGAGGAACGAGAAUUACAGAAGGAGGAUCUCACUAUUGCGGAUAUUCGUGGACAUUUGCAAAACUUCCUUUCUGCUGGCCACGAAACAACUUCCGGCGCUCUGACAUGGGCUUCCUUUGUCUUAGCUACACGACCAGAGAUCCAAAAUAAACUACGAGACGAGGUAAUACAGAACCUGGGAACAUUUGGGAUCCCCAACUACAACGAAAUCGAGAAACUCCCCUAUAUGAAGAACUUCCUGCAGGAAGUAUUACGCUUAUACAGCCCAGCCCCCGCCACCUGGAGAGAAGCAGUCAAAGACGUCACCAUCUGCGGACAAUUCCUACCCAAGGGCACACAGCUCGUGCUCAGUCCGCCCGUGACGAACCGGUCACCCCGGAUAUGGGGCCCGGACGUCCUGGAGUUCGUGCCCGAGCGGUGGGACGCGCUAGCGAGCGACGCGGCGACGCCGUACGCGACGCAGACGUUCGGCAACGGGCCGCGCAUAUGCAUCGGCAAGAGCUACUCGCUGCUCGCGUUCAAGGUGAUGAUGGUCGAGCUGCUGCGCAACUUCCGCUUCUCGCGCAGCCCGCGGCUCGAGCAGUUGGGCGACGCGCCGAUGCCUGUCCAGAACCCGGCCGUGACGUGGCGGCCCCGGGGAGGGAUGACGGUUCACUUGGAAAAGAUUACGUGGUCGUGA
Molecule: messenger RNA, 1650 nt
Organism: Annulohypoxylon truncatum
Lineage: Eukaryota; Fungi; Ascomycota; Sordariomycetes; Xylariales; Hypoxylaceae
Product: cytochrome P450
Exons: 6
Coding region: 1-1650 (549 amino acids)
Molecular function (GO): oxidoreductase activity, acting on paired donors, with incorporation or reduction of molecular oxygen; monooxygenase activity; iron ion binding
Source: RefSeq, a predicted model, not a curated record